AGUGACUCAGGAGCUGAUGCUCUAUUGGCUGCAGCAGCUACAGGUGAAACGAUGGCAGCACAGACAGACGUCUUCCUGUCCAGACUCGACCAAUAACAACAACAAUACAGAUGACUUCCUGCCGGUUCUGACAAGGCCUCUGGGUCUGGUGGGGGAGAAUGCAGCAAAUGCUUCUUCACAACGAACGCAGAUCACAAACGUGUCAAUCAAACAUCCUCUGAUCGAGCUGCAAAACUCUGUCCACAGUCUUCGUAAGAGAUCAUCUCAGGAGUGGAGUCAAAGUGUGUUUCAUGUAGAAGCUCCACUGUCAACCCCAAACCCUUUACACAUUAACACUGCUGCCCCUCCUGCUCCACUCCCAUUGGCUGAUCCAGCAGGUCCGUUGUUUCCAGCAGAAAGUAUGGAAUCCCCGUCACUGCCUGACAAUCGUAGCAGGAAGACGAACAAUCUCAGCUUGUCCAACAUGCCGGUCCUCCGCAGAGACAUUCUGUCCUCUUCCUCAGACCGGACGUCCCGCCAGCAGCAGGAGAAACAGAUGCUGAUCGAGGAGGUCAAAGCUCAGAAGGAAUUAGUCUGGAUCCUCCAUAAAGCUUUGGAGGCGUCUCAGCUGGAGAAAAGAACCUGUGCAGAGUUUUUGGCAGCAGAGGGUGAGCAGAAACGUCUGGAGCUGCUUCGACACCGUGAGCGGCAGGUGGCUGACCUGAAAGGUCAACUGGAGGAGUCGAAGACGGAGGCAGAGGUAACGAGGAGGAGUCUGGCUCAGACAGAUGUGCAGCUGGCUGAACUGCAAGAUAACGUCAGGAUACUAAUGGACAAGAACAACGCCAAGCAGGAGGUGAUCGUUAAGCUGUCUGAUCAGGUGACCAUCUGUAUGUCCAACCCGCCGCGCUCCGCCUCGCCCUCUGGUGGCAGUCUGGACUCUCAGCCUUUCAAACAGCUUCAGCAGGAGAACGAGAACCUGAAGGACGAUAUCGAAGCAUAUAAAACCCAGAAUACUUUUCUGAACUCAGAGAUUUAUCAGCUGACGAAACUGUGGCGGAAAAGUUCAGAACAAGAGAAGAGUCUGAUGGUGAAGUGUGCUUACCUGGAGGCCAGUAACUGUCAGUUGGAGAGCCGUUACCUGGGCGUCCUCCAAAAGCUGCAGGAGAACAAAUCUCUGGAUCCAGUCCAACGUGGGGCCGUUCAGAAGAUGAUUGAGGAUGCUCUGAAAGGAGAGCUGAAGAGCGUCUCCAAGAUCAACACCAACAGGGAUCACGAUGAGUACGGCUUUAAAAUCAUCCCCGACUAUGAGGUGGACGACAUGAAGCUGCUGGCAAAGAUCCAGGCGCUUGAGAUCCGAUCACACAACCUGCUGCACCAGGAGGGGGUUGAGCGCCCCCUGCUCAGCCGCUGGGCUCAGUACCUGGCUGGCCGGUCACAUGACGACCUGUGUCCAUCUCCGGAGCUCAAAGGUCUUCUGCGCAGUGGUGUUCCUUACGAGUACCGACAGAGAUUGUGGCACUGGAUGGUCCGAGCCCGAACCAGAACAAUCAGAGACUCCCAGCCCCAACAAUACCAACAGCUGUGUGAGAAGAGUCACACGUCCUCUCAUCCGGCCUCAAGACAGAUCCAGCUGGACCUCCACCGCACCUUGACAACCAAUCAGCAUUUCUCCUCGCCCUCCAGCCCCACCCUCCAGCAGCUUCGUCGCAUCUUAUUGGCCUUCUCCUGGCAGAACCCUGCUAUUGGCUACUGCCAGGGUCUCAAUAGGUUGGCGGCCAUCGCUCUGCUCGUCCUCCAGAGUGAAGAAGACGCCUUCUGGUGUCUCGUUUCUGUAGUGGAAACCAUCAUGCCUCAAGACUACUACACCAAGAACCUGGUGUCCUCUCAGGCGGACCAGCGGGUGUUUAAGGACUUCCUGGCAGAGAAGCUUCCUCGCCUUGCGUCUCAUUUUGACAACCACGGCGUCGAUGUCUCUCUGAUCACCUUCAACUGGUUCCUGGUUGUUUUUGUGGAGAGUCUGCCCAGUGACAUCCUGUUGCCUCUGUGGGACACCUUCCUGUAUGAGGGCACCAAGGUGAUCUUCAGGUACGCUCUUGCUCUCUUCAAAUACAAAGAGGACGACAUCCUGAGGAUCCACGACAGUGUGGAGAUCUACCAGUACCUGCGCUUCUUCACCAAAACCAUCUCUGACGGCAGGAGGCUAGCCAGCAUCGCCUUCAGUGACAUGAACCCGUUCCCCAGCCGCCUGCUGAGGAACCGGCGAGCCCUUCACCUGGAGCGCCUGCAGGGGGAGCUGCAAGAGCUGGAGAAGGAGCAGAGGGUGUUUGUAAUGGAGAACAUCGAGCACAAAGACAAAGAACUGGGGAGGGAGGAGGACGACGAACUGUGACCUUAGGACUCAGCACGUAACCUCAAGAAGAGAGUUUGACAUCAUAGACGUCAAGGUAACAAAGAUGAGGUUAGAACGUGUCCUUCUAACAGAGACAGUGAACAAAGCUGUAAAAGAUUACAGUCGUAAAGAGUCACAAUCAAUAAAAAUCCACAACUGGACCAAAUAUCAAUGAUUGAUUACAAACUGUUACAAACUAUCAGGUGGUGAGAAGAAAGCAGCAGAGUUCAUAAAUGUCUGUACAAGUAACUAAGUAGAUUUACUCAAGUACAUGUUUGUUUUUACUUGUGGUUCACGUUAUAUAUCAAAAAUGUAUCGUCAUCAUAUCAACGUGCGCGAUAUACGGGUUAACCCUAACCCGGGUCAUCACAAGAACUACUGCGAUAAAUGGUGUUUCAUGUGCCACACUCCGCAUGUCAAUAUAUGUGGCCAAUCAGAUGAAGCCUUGCUGCUGUAGAUAGUAAAUUAAAGACAUUCCGAUCAUUGACGUAUUUUUCCGUCAGUGAAUCAUUGUCAGAAGAAGAGAAUAAAGAGAGAAAAGAGAAUUUCAAAACAGAGAUUAGCUCUCGCUCCGCCUCCUCCAACUAAACUCUACUGUGGAAACUUCUAGUGAACACGUUUGUCCCGUAUUAAAGUCAUCACUAUGAGCGGUUGAUUAUAUAAAAGAAAUGUCAAGCUUAUUUAUGAACCUGAGGGGAAAAUAUCAGCGCACACACACACAGACUCCGCUGUUUGUGUCUCUCUCUCUCUCAGCUCACAUCUCUGACUCACUAGUUUAAAAGUUGAUUUGUUUGUCGCCACAAUAUCAACACUGAUCAUCACAUAAUGAUCGAUACUUUUCUUAAUGAGUUAAAUCUUUAUUCAGAGCAGCGCAUUAGUCAGCUGCUCGCACUUUCCCUCUCUCUCUCUCUGUCACACACACAGUGAUCGGUCACACGUAUAAACUCAGUCUGGGUAAAUACAGGAGACUUUGGAAACGUGCAAAUGUAGGUGUCGCUGGAGGAGAUGGUGUUGCAGUGCUCAUUGUGAAUGAUGGAGACGGAGAGGAGCAGUAAGUUACUGACGGAGCAACUAAAAAUACGGUGGCCGGGCUGUGCGCCUUCCCCCGGCUGCGGAGCUGUCCGUGGUCUGUGUCUGUAGCCAGGGAGUGUUUAUGUUUAUUUAAGUCAUACUGUCAUCACGAUAUUAAACAACGUUACGCAUGUUUUCCUAAUAUUGUCCAGCCCGAGUUCCUGUGAAUAUUUUAUACUUCUAGUGCGCUAUGUUAGGAAACAUCAAACAUUUUUGAUCAAGAUUAUUAUUAUUAUAAUCUAAAUAUAUAAUUGUCAUUAUUGUGAAAUCUUUCUUUCAUUUUGUAAAGUUGAAAUAUGCUAUUAGUCACAUUUUAACUUUAACAAACAGCUGCUGCAGCUCGGAACCUGAUUUAAAGACACAAAAACACAAACAGGAAGUCUGAGAUGAAUUGUUUGUUACAUUUUGUACCUGAAGCUUCAGGAUGAGCUCAAACCUUCGGCCUGUUGUCGUCUGGCUGUUAAUCAUGAUUCCCCACAUUUCAAGUUUUAGUUGAAAUAUAAAGAGCACAUCCUCUUUGACAGGAAGCAAAAAACAGAAUGAUGCUGGAAAAAAUUUCACAAACAUGGGAGGUAUCACAAAAUAAGAUUAUUAUUAUUUAAGAUAAUUUUAUCAGAUCAGGAGCCAUCAGCAUCCCUUUCUUUUCUCGCUGAAAACAUGCUUAGCUUCAUGCUAACAGGGUUAGCCUAAUGCUAAAUGCCUAGCUGACAGGAAGGGAUAAUAUCAAGUUGCCUAAAGCCAAGAGCUAAGCUGCUAAUUGUAGCUAGCUGACAUCUUCGGAAAACUUUGAGCUUGUUGAAAAAUAAAAAGUCCUUAAAUUAUGUUAUCUGUUGAGUUCAGGUUAAAUGUUGGUUUUUCACUACAACUGGUUCACAUUUUUAUAUAUUUUCUUUUUCUUCUGUUAUUGUUCCAUAAAUGUUCUGUCAUGUAAACUUUUCUUGAUGUUUAAAAAAUCUCAUUUACGCUUUCACUGUUACACUUAAACAAUAACAAGACAAAAAUCUGUUUGUGACAGAAGUCAAUAAAAAGUCUUGG
This is a messenger RNA of Paralichthys olivaceus (Japanese flounder), 4477 nucleotides long. Lineage: Eukaryota; Metazoa; Chordata; Actinopteri; Pleuronectiformes; Paralichthyidae. The record is from RefSeq and is a predicted model, not a curated record.